This is a messenger RNA of Trematosphaeria pertusa, 633 nucleotides long. RefSeq lists its product as uncharacterized. NCBI's taxonomy places the organism in Eukaryota, Fungi, Ascomycota, Dothideomycetes, Pleosporales, Trematosphaeriaceae. The transcript has 3 exons. The record is from RefSeq and is a predicted model, not a curated record. The coding region runs from base 1 to 633 and encodes 210 amino acids.
AUGGCUCUGGCCGCGGCGGAGUUCGACAAGCUAUCCGAGCCUGUUCUGAUCUCCGUAGGGGAUAUGAGGGUGAAUCUUUCCGUCCCUCGUGCGUGCGUCCUGGGGUCUUUGGCUGAGUACAUUGUAGCGGAAGUUAACCACACACGAAUGCUUGCGCAACAGCAGUCCAAUGGUCCUCCACGGGGAAUGAACGGCAUGGCAGACUGGCUUUGUGUUCUCGCAGCUCAGAGCAAUUCUGCCUCGAGCAUAGCCCAGGCCGGUGAAAUUCGGAAAUGCAUACUUCGUGGGGAGAGCACCGAGAGCCUGCUUAUCGUAUCGGGGGAAGCUGGUACAGCAGGCGCUGGGUACGCAGAAGCAAGGCCACUGGCAAAGGCUAUGGAGAUGCAUGUGGCACCUAAAGAGCAGGCUGCCUCAGCACCUGUGCCGGGGGAGGCAAUGGGCCCCGAGGUGGUGCAUGGAUAUAAAUACCUAGCCACAUCUCCCACACGUAGCAGCCCAUCUAGCAAAGUCCCUCUGCCGUUCGACAAACUACUCAACUUCCACUUACUACUUUUCUCCUGCCACAAUAUGGCCGACGUCGAGACCAACGCCUUUCCCAAUCACGGCGACUUGGCCCAGACGGAUCGGCCCUAG